AUGGAGCAACAACCGCACAGGGCCCAUCGGGUCACGAAAGAAAAGAAGAAAUAUGAUGGACCGAACCCGAAGGCUUUCGCAUUCUCGAAUCCCGGUAAAGGGAAUAAAGCUGGCGCGAGAUCUCAUGAUAUUAAAGAAAAAAGACUCCAUGUCCCUUUGGUUGAUCGUCUGCCUGAAGAGGCUCCCCCGCUUGUUGUCGCUGUGGUUGGACCGUCCGGUGUUGGCAAGACGACCCUUAUCAAGUCCUUAAUUCGGCGAUACACCAAGCAGACACUUAGCACACCCAAUGGACCCUUGACCGUGGUGACAUCCAAGCGCCGCCGUCUCACUAUCCUAGAAUGUCCUUCCGACUCGCUUGCAAGCAUGAUCGAUGUUGCCAAGAUCGCGGAUAUUGUUCUCCUGAUGAUUGACGGGAAUUACGGUUUUGAGAUGGAGACGAUGGAGUUUUUGAACGCCCUAUCUACAAGUGGUAUGCCCGGAAAUGUUUUCGGUAUCCUUACGCAUCUGGAUCUUUUCAAGAAGCAAAGCACCCUACGGGCCGCCAAGAAGCGCUUGAAGAACCGGUUCUGGAGCGAAUUGUACAACGGCGCGAAGCUAUUCUACCUUUCCGGUGUCAUCAAUGGUCGCUACCCCGACCGUGAAGUGCAUAACCUCUCCCGUUUCCUUUCCAUCAUGAAGAACCCUCGGCCUCUCGUAUGGCGCAACUCGCACCCUUACGCCCUUGCAGACCGCUUUCUGGACAUCACCCCUCCGACACAAAUCGAAGAGGACCCGAAAUGUGACCGGACUAUCGCGCUGUACGGUUAUCUGAGAGGAACAAACUUCCCUGCUCAAGGCGCACGCGUUCACGUUCCUGGAGUCGGUGACUUAACGGUUUCUGGGAUUGAAUCUCUACCCGACCCUUGCCCGACUCCGUAUAUGGACCAGCAGAUACAGAAGUCCACUGGAAAGGCAAGUAGGCGCAGAUUAGGUGAAAAGCAAAAGCUACUUUUUGCACCCAUGUCCGACGUUGGAGGUGUUUUGGUCGACAAAGAUGCUGUCUACAUCGAUGUGAAGACCUCCAAUUUCAACGAGGAAGAUGAAGAGAGAGAUCCAGACCGGGGCCUAGGUGAGCAACUUGUGGUUGGCUUGCAAGGCGAGCGGAAACUCCUUGGCGAAGCAGAUAGCGGUGUCCGCCUGUUCCGUGGCGGAGAGAGCAUCACGAAGGUUGAUGACGAAGAUCCCGGUACCGGAAGGAAACACAAGCGUCAAGUGCGGUUUGCCGGCGAUGACAAACAGGACGCAUCCGAAGAAGAUGAGGGCUUCGAAAGCGCAGAGGAUGAGGAAGACAAUGAGCCAGAUCAGGAUGAUAUGGAAGAUGGCAGCGAUGACGAAGGCGAAGGCGAUUUGGACGUUUCGGCGCCUGCAGACUUUGGAGAACGCUUCAGAGAACGGCAAAACGGAAAUGCACCCCGUCAGGAAUCUGAUGUUGCGUUUGCAGAUAGUGACUCGGAUCUUGGCUCUAUAUCUUCUGUGGAAGACCAGGUUCUUGAUAGCGACGAGGAAGACGAAGAUGAGGAUGAGGAUGUCGACGAGGAAGACGAUGGAACCGUCCGUUGGAAGGAUAACAUGCUUGCCAACGCUAAAUCACUUCAUUCCAAGCGCCCACGUUACCGCAUCACGGAUCUCUCGCGCAUCAUGUAUGACGAAUCGAUAACACCGGCUGAUGUCAUUCGACGGUGGCGCGGCGAGGAAGGUGAUGACGAGGGACUGGAAAAUGAAGAUGAUGAGGAUACCUUCUUCAAGAAAACAAACGUUGAAGAGGAAGAGCAGGCAGAAUACCGUGCUGUUCCGGAGUAUGACUACGACGAACUGGAGCGGAAAUGGCGAGACGAAGAAUUGAUCGAGUCGCUGCGCAAACGCUUCGUGACCGCUAAAUUGUCUGGUGACGGCGAGGAUGAUGAAGAUGAGGAUCUUGAAGAUGCCUUUGACGAGGACGAUGAGGGGGAUGGUGAUUUUGAGGACCUAGAAACGGGGGAAGUGUUCAAUGGAAUUGAAGACGACGAAAAAGACGACGGUGAGGACGGCGAAGAAGACAAUGGCCCCGAAGACCUGGAAGCGGAGCGCGCCCGAAACGCUCAGAAGAAAGAAGACUUGAGGCUUAGAUUCGAAGAGGAAGAUCGCGAAGGUUUCGCGAACUCGAAAGAUAAUUCGCGGCAAGACGGUGCUGAAGCCGAGGAGGAAUUCGGAGAGGAUGAAUGGUACGACGCGCAAAAGGCAAAAAUGCAAAAGCAGACCGACAUCAACCGCGCCGAGUUUGAAUCCUUAGACCCUAACUCCAGAGUCAGAGCAGAAGGCUUCAAGGCAGGAACAUAUGCGCGUAUCGUGCUUGAAAAGGUGCCUUGUGAAUUCGCUACCAAGUUCGAUCCCCGAUACCCCGUCAUUGUUGGCGGUCUGGCACCGACCGAGGACCGCUUCGGAUAUGUUCAGAUUCGUAUCAAGAGACACCGCUGGCACAAGAAGAUUUUAAAGAGCGGCGACCCGCUUAUUUUCUCUCUUGGCUGGCGCCGCUUUCAAACCCUCCCUAUAUACAGUACAUCGGACAGUCGGACCCGUAACCGAAUGUUGAAGUACUCUCCAGAGCACAUGCACUGCUUUGCUACAUUCUACGGGCCACUCGUUGCCCCCAAUACUGGUUUCUGCUGUGUGCAGUCUUUUUCAAAUAAGAACCCCGGCUUCCGGAUUGCUGCCACCGGAGUAGUGAUGAGCGUGGACGAGCACACAGAAAUCGUGAAGAAGCUCAAGCUAACUGGCGUGGCUUACAAGAUCUUCAAGAACACAGCCUUCAUCAAGGACAUGUUCAACUCGUCUCUUGAAAUUGCAAAAUUCGAAGGCGCAGCCAUUCGAACUGUAUCUGGAAUCAGGGGUCAAAUCAAGCGAGCCUUGAGCAAACCCGACGGAUGUUUCCGUGCAACCUUCGAAGACAAGAUUCUCAUGAGUGACAUUAUCUUCUUGCGCGCAUGGUAUCCCAUCAAGCCUCAUCGCUUUUACAACCCGGUGACCAACCUAUUGGACUUGGAAGAGAAUGGAGAAUCCGGUGACAACGGAUGGCAGGGCAUGCGACUGACGGGUGAGGUCCGACGCGAAAAGGGUAUUCCGACGCCCUUGAACAAGGACUCCAAAUACCGCCAGGUCGAGCGACCCGAGCGCCACUUCAAUCCUCUCCGCGUCCCGCGGCAGCUGGCUGCAGAUCUUCCAUUCAAGUCCCAGAUCACGCGAAUGCGCCCGCAGAAGAACAAGACUUAUCUGCAGAAGCGUGCGGUUGUUCUAGGCGGCGAGGAGAAGAAGGCCAGGGAUCUGAUGCAGAAGCUCAACACCUUGCGAAAUGAGAAGCAGGCCAAGCGUUCUGCGAAGCAGGAGGAACGCAGAAAGGUGUACCGUGCCAAGGUUGCAGAGGGUCUAGAGAAGAAGGCAGAGAGGGAAAAGAGGGAGCGCGACGAUUACUGGCGGAGAGAGGGCAAGAAGCGAAAGAAUGAUGAUGAGGGAGGUGGCGGAGGUAAGAAGCGCAGGUAA
Aspergillus puulaauensis is the source of this 3552-nucleotide messenger RNA. It is a transcript of the gene BMS1, whose product is annotated as GTPase BMS1. The coding region runs from base 1 to 3552 and encodes 1183 amino acids. Gene Ontology annotation, biological process: endonucleolytic cleavage of tricistronic rRNA transcript (SSU-rRNA, 5.8S rRNA, LSU-rRNA); maturation of SSU-rRNA from tricistronic rRNA transcript (SSU-rRNA, 5.8S rRNA, LSU-rRNA); ribosome biogenesis. NCBI's taxonomy places the organism in Eukaryota, Fungi, Ascomycota, Eurotiomycetes, Eurotiales, Aspergillaceae. Gene Ontology annotation, cellular component: nucleus; 90S preribosome. Gene Ontology annotation, molecular function: GTP binding; GTPase activity; U3 snoRNA binding. The transcript is spliced from 4 exons. The record is from RefSeq and is a predicted model, not a curated record.